Messenger RNA from Plutella xylostella (diamondback moth), 989 nucleotides. It is a transcript of the gene CNPYb, whose product is annotated as FGF signaling regulator protein canopy b. The record is from RefSeq and is a predicted model, not a curated record. NCBI's taxonomy places the organism in Eukaryota, Metazoa, Arthropoda, Insecta, Lepidoptera, Plutellidae.
UAAAUUCGUGUAAAUUCGUCAAAUCGUGCUUACUAUUACUAGGUAUUUUGUAAUUUCAAAUUUGUCCUAAAAUAUGAAUAAAUCAAUUUUAUUAGUACUGGUUCUAUUUAGUUAUUCAUCAUAUUGUGCGAACGAAGUUGAAGUCAAGUCAGAGGAAGAUGUAGGAGUUAAAUACGCUAACAGAUGCGAAGUUUGCAAGAUCCUCGCGACGGAACUUCAAAGCCGGCUCGAGGAGACGGGGAAGUCCCACGAUGUCAUCGAGAUCGGCUACUCUCUCGAUGAUGUUCAACCGAAGAAGAAAACAAAGUAUCAAAAGUCUGAGCUGCGACUCAUCGAGUCACUGGAGGGAGUCUGCGACAAGAUAUUGGAGUACAAUAUCCACAAAGAGCGCGGGGACAGCACCAGGUUCGCCAAAGGUAUGAGCCAAACGUUCAAGACCUUGCAUGGACUAGUGGAUAAGGGUGUCAAAGUGGAUCUGGGUAUUCCACUUGAGCUAUGGGACAAGCCCUCGGCUGAGAUCACACACAUGAAGACACAGUGCGAGAGUCUGCUAGAAGAGAAUGAGGAGGUGGUGGAGGACUGGUACUGGAACCACCAGGGGGACACGGACCUGAAGCUGCACCUGUGCACCAAGCACGCACUGCAGGGCACCGAUGACUCAUGCUUGUACGAAAACUUGAAUACCAAAGGUGAUAAAUCUGAACUAUGAAAGUAGACUCAGGUAUUGUGAUACAGACAUUCAACAGUGAGAGUAUAAAUCUUUUUUACAGGUAGCAUUUAAGAUUGUAACUUAAUGUAUCCAUGCUUUUUCUUCUAUGGAGCAUACUGAGAUAUAAACAAUCAAACUCUAAAAUCAUGGGUCUAGAGCGGAGUUAAAAUAAUUUCAUUCCAUUUUGUAUAAAAAAGGCUGUUAUUAUAAGAUCACUAUCACUUUUGUAAUUUAUUUUACUUAGGAUGAAAUAAAAUGUAAGUAAAGGUUUAUAAUUCAA